Molecule: messenger RNA, 507 nt
Organism: Leptonychotes weddellii (Weddell seal)
Lineage: Eukaryota; Metazoa; Chordata; Mammalia; Carnivora; Phocidae
Source: RefSeq, a predicted model, not a curated record
GAGGAAUCCGGUGAAGGAGAAACAACGGUAAUUUGUUUAAGGAUGUAGGCACGCGUCUGAAGGAAAAUGGGGUUUUAUCAGAGGUGGCGGCAGCUCCGGCUCCCAGGCUUGCAAACCUGCGGGCUACACACGGCAGCUGUGCCGACCCCUCCACACUGGUUGGCAGAGCGGCUUAGCCUUUUUGAGGAGCUAUGGACUGCUCAAGUAAAGAGGUUAGCAAGCAUGGCACAGAAGGAACACCGGACUAUUAAGAUAUCACUCCCUGGAGGCCAGAAAGUGGAUGCUGUGGCAUGGAACACAACCCCUUACCAACUAGCCCAGCAGAUCAGUUCAACACUGGCAGAUACUGCAGUGGCUGCUCAGGUGAAUGGAGAACUUUAUGAUCUGGAGCGGCCCUUGGAGACAGAUUCUGACCUCAGGUUUCUGACAUUCAAUUCUGCAGAGGGCAAAGCAGUAAGUUUCUUCCUUUUCAGGAAUACCGUGGGAACUAAACUAAGGGAUAUAUAU